Molecule: messenger RNA, 3032 nt
Organism: Neopelma chrysocephalum (saffron-crested tyrant-manakin)
Lineage: Eukaryota; Metazoa; Chordata; Aves; Passeriformes; Pipridae
Gene: RHBDF2
Product: rhomboid 5 homolog 2
Exons: 19
Coding region: 215-2689 (824 amino acids)
Biological process (GO): regulation of epidermal growth factor receptor signaling pathway; regulation of protein secretion
Cellular component (GO): endoplasmic reticulum membrane
Molecular function (GO): serine-type endopeptidase activity
Source: RefSeq, a predicted model, not a curated record
CGGCCCAGGUGGAGGCGGCGGCGGGACCGGGGCCGGGAUUGGGACCGGGCUCAGCACCGGCACCGGGCCGAGGCGAGGGGGGAGGAAUUCAGCCGUGUCCCAGGGCUCCCGUGCGUGAAGGACGGAGGAAGAGCAAGGCUGCCGUGGGCGUUUGCCAUCAAGACCCACUGCACAGGAUCCCUCUUAUGAGCCUGCCGACCGCCGCCGGCCCGAGAUGUCAGCCGGCGACAAGAACGGGGGCAGCCGCUCCAGCAGCAGCCGCCUGCAGAGCAAGAAGCCCCCCAACCUCUCCAUCGUCAUCCCGCCCCGGGAGGCGGAGGAGGAUGGUGCCCCCAAAGAGCCCUCCAAGGUCCCCAUCUACCGAAAGAGCAAGAGCCUGCAGGAGCCCCGCCUGGAACGCCGGCACGGAUUCCGCCGGCAAACUUCCCUGUCCCAGAGCAUCCGCAAGGGCACAGCGGAAUGGUUUGGUGUCAGCAGCGACUGGGAGGGGAAGCGCCAGCAGUGGCAACGCAAGAGCCUGCAGCACUGCAGCAUGAGGUAUGGCAAGCUGAAGCCUGCCUAUCGUGACAUGGAGCUGCCCAGCCAGGAGGUGCCCUCCUUCCAAGGCACCGAGUCGCCCAAGCCUGCCAAGAUGCCCAAGAUCGUGGACCCUCUGGCCAGGGGCCGUCCCUUCCGCCACCCCGACGAGACCGACCGUCCCCACACGCCCCACCACGUCCUGCCCCCGCUCACCCCCGGCGUUGUCUCCUUGGCGUCCUUCAACAGCAUCCGCUCCGGCCACGGCCGCCUGCCGCGCAGGAAGAGGGAGUCUGUCGCCCACAUGAGCUUCAAGGCGGCCGCAGCCCUUCUCCGCGGACGCUCUGUCCUGGAGCCACUGGCUCCCAAGCGGAGGAGCAACAAGAGGAGCUUUGUGUACCCCAGCUUCAUGGAUGAGGACAUGGUGGAUGCUGCUGAUACCCUGGACUCGUCCUUCUUCAGUAAGAUGGACAUGCACGACGAGACGUACUCCAUGACCGAUGAUGUCUUCGAGUCACCACCUCUAUCAGCCACGUACUUACGCAUGCACCAUGUGGGGGAGGAUGCCAGGGUGUCCCCCGAGGUGGAGCAGCCCACCCCGCGGGAGGGUGCCCGGCUCGCCUCGGUGUCCGGUGGCGCGGGCGCAGCCCCCCGGCGGGGCAGGCGCAUCGCCUCCAAGGUGAAACACUUUGCCUUCGACCGCAAGAAACGCUACUACGGGCUGGGGGUGGUGGGCAAGUGGCUGAACAGGACGUACCGCCGCAGCCUGAGCAGCAUGGUGCAGUCACAGCUGGAGAUCACCGACAGCCACCGGCCGUAUUUCACGUACUGGAUCACCUUUGUGCACAUCCUCAUCACCUUGCUGGUCAUCGGCACCUACGGCAUCGCCCCCAUCGGCUUCGCCCAGCACGUGACGACAGACUUGGUACUGAGGAACAAGGGGGUCUAUGAGAGUGUCAAGUACAUCCAGCAGGAAAACUUCUGGAUUGGGCCCAGCUCGAUUGACCUGAUCCACCUAGGAGCCAAGUUCUCCCCCUGCAUCCGGAAGGAUCGGCAGGUGGAGCGGCUCAUCCAGCGCGAGCGGGACCGGGAGCGCGGCUCCGGCUGCUGCGUCCAGAACGACAACUCGGGCUGCAUCCAGACCCUGCCGCAGGACUGUUCGGAGACACUGGCGACGUUCAUCAAGUGGCCGGGCAGCAACGCACCAGCCAUGGGCUCGGGGGAGAAGAGGACAUCAGGAGCUGUGUGUCACCAGGACCCCAGGACGUGCGAGGAGCCAGCAUCCAACCCACCCCACGUGUGGCCAGAUGACAUCACCAAGUGGCCGAUCUGCACCUAUGAGACCAAAACCAACCACACAGGCUUCGCCCACCUGGACUGUGAGAUCAAGGGCAGGCCCUGCUGCAUCGGCACCAAGGGCAGCUGCGAGAUCACGACGCGGGAGUACUGCGAGUUCAUGCACGGCUACUUCCACGAGGAGGCAACGCUCUGCUCGCAGGUGCACUGCCUGGAUGAGGUCUGUGGGCUCCUGCCCUUCCUCAACCCAGAGGUCCCUGACCAGUUCUACCGCCUGUGGCUGUCCCUGUUCCUGCACGCCGGCAUCCUCCACUGCCUGGUGUCGGUGACCUUCCAGAUGACAGUGCUGCGGGAUCUGGAGAAGUUGGCAGGCUGGCAUCGCAUCUCCAUCAUUUUCAUCCUCAGUGGCAUCACGGGAAAUCUGGCCAGUGCCAUCUUCCUGCCCUACAGGGCGGAGGUGGGCCCUGCCGGGUCCCAGUUUGGCCUCCUGGCCUGCCUCUUCGUGGAGCUCUUCCAGAGCUGGCAAGUGCUGGAGAAACCCUGGAAAGCCUUCCUCAACCUCUCCGGCAUUGUCCUCUUCCUCUUCAUCUGCGGCCUCUUGCCCUGGAUCGACAACAUCGCCCACCUCUUCGGCUUCCUCAGUGGCCUCCUGCUCUCCUUCGCCUUCCUGCCCUACAUCACCUUCGGCACGAUGGACAAGUACCGCAAGAGGGCCAUGAUCAUCGUGUCCCUGCUGGUCUUCGUGGGGCUCUUUGCCUCCCUGGUGGUCUGGCUCUACGCCUACCCGGUGAACUGGCGCUGGGUGGAGUAUCUCACCUGCCUGCCCUUCACCAGCAAGUUCUGCGAGAAGUACGAGCUGGAGCAGGUCCUGCACUGACCCUGCCGGCGGGGACAGGGCUGGGAGAGGCGCCGGCGGCGAUGCUUUCCAUGGGGGAGACGGCAGCAGCUGCUCCAGGAUGGAGCAGGCCCUGGGCACAGCUUCAUCCUCAGGGAUGGUGGGUUUUGGGUCCUGCUCAGUGCUGGGGAUGCAGUGGGGAGCAGGCCUGAGCCAGCCCUGCCUUGCACCCCUUUGGGCUGCCUCCUGGUGCUGAAAAGCCAUAACUGGUUUGGGGACCGACUCCUGCAUGGGGAAAGGGACGAAGGAUGUGGGAUUUUGGUGUAUCCACAGCCAGGCUGGACUCCCAGCCUGGGGGUGAAGCUGCCGAGGUCUCCAGCCUGUG